Molecule: messenger RNA, 1981 nt
Organism: Phalaenopsis equestris
Lineage: Eukaryota; Viridiplantae; Streptophyta; Magnoliopsida; Asparagales; Orchidaceae
Product: pentatricopeptide repeat-containing protein At1g05750, chloroplastic-like
Biological process (GO): RNA modification
Molecular function (GO): protein binding; RNA binding
Source: RefSeq, a predicted model, not a curated record
AGUUUUAGUACCCCGAACAACAUAGAAGGUAAUUAUCCGCGAAUGUCCUGCUCACCGCCGCCCUCUAUUCCCGUGUCUCCUCCUCGUCUCCUCCUCUCAGUAGCCCAGCCGCCCAGCAUUUCUCUACCCCGCUCAUGCGAUGUACUUCAGUCCCUCAGCGUCGUCUCCUGGACCUCCUCCAUCGGCCACCUCGCCCGCCGUGGCCAUCUCGCCGCCGCCGCCGCCGAGUUCUCCUCCAUGCUCUCUUCCCCAUCCUCCCCCAACCACGUCACUUUCAUCACUCUCCUCUCCGCCUGCGCCGACUUCUCCUCCUCCCCUUUCUCCUUCCCUCUCGGCCGAUCCUUGCAUUCCCUCGCCCUCAAGCUAUCCCUCUUCUCCUCCCCCCGCUCCCUCCUCCUCCUCACCACCGCCCUCUUAGAUUUCUACUUCAACGCCGGCUUCCCCGACCUUGCCCGCCAGCUAUUCGAUCGAAUGCCUCUACCAAACCAUUACACCUACAACGCCGUGAUCGCCGGACACAUGAAGAACGCCCAGAUCAACGAAGCGUUGGACAUCUUCCACCAAAUGCCUGCCAGAGAUCUAGUAUCUUGGACUGCCAUCAUCGGCGGCUGCGUUAAGAACGGGCAGGCAGAAUAUGCAUUGGAGCAUUUUCGACAGAUGCAGAUCGAUGGAAUCGAUCCCGAUUACGUGACCGCCAUCGCCGUCGCCGCCGCUUGCUCCGACCUCGGCGCUCUAGGGCACGGCCUGUGGCUUCAUCACCUCGCGCUUAAGCGAGGGAUUCUGGAAAACGUGCGGGUCGGGAACGCACUAAUCGACAUGUAUUCCAAGUGCGGCCAUGUAGAUUAUGCUCGGCAGAUGUUCGACCAAAUGCCGAAGCGAACGCUGGUUAGCUGGAACUCCAUGAUCACGGGGCUCGCAGUUAACGGUUGCUCCACAGAGGCUCUCUCACUAUUCUCAGCACUGCAAUGGUCGGAAUUUGAGCCCAACAGCGUCAGCUUCACCGCCGCACUCGCCUCUUGCAGCCACGCCGGGUUGGUCGACGAUGGGCUUUAUCUGUUUCAAUUGAUGCAGACGAAGUAUGGGAUCGAGGCAAGAGCAGAGCAUUAUGGAUGCCUGGUGGAUCUGUUAGCUCGUGCCGGGCAGUUGGAGGAAGCCCUAAGUUUGGUGAAGGAAAAGCCGAAUGAGGUAAUGCUGGGGUCUCUCAUGGCGGCCUGUCGGGUGCACGGGGAUGUGAAGCUGGCGGAGAGAAUGUUGGCUCUUCUUGUGGAGGUGGAGCCUGAGACUGAUUCGAACUAUGUUCUGAUGUCGAACAUCUAUGCGGCCAUGGGGAGGUGGGAGGGGGUGGGGAAGGUUCGGAGCAUGAUGAAGGAGCUGGGAGUGAAGAAGAAGCCAGGUUUCAGUGCAGUAGAAAUUAGUGGUAUUGUCCAUCAGUUUGUGGCUGGAGAUGGAGCUCAUGCCAAGACUGAUGAGAUAUAUGGGUCGUUAGAUCUGCUUCAUUUUGAUUUAGGGUUUUAUGGUUAUGAGCCUAAUGAAGAAGGCAGUGGAACUAUUGAUGAAGAAUUUUCUGAACAAUAUAUAUAAAUUGAGGGAGACGAACAAACUGUUAGAAGGAGCAUGAAAGAGUAAGCCUAUUAGAGUUAAAGGUGCUGAUUUUAUUGCCCUAUAUGGAAUGAGGGCUUGGAAAGAGUAAAGUGAAGAAGAAAGGCUUAUUUAUGGCUUACUAAUAUAUUGGAUUGGAUUUGAACUGCAAAACUAUAUUAAGGGUCAAACUCACCCAAUCAACCCUAAGGAUGGUACUUGUUGAGCUUGGCUUGAAUGAUCUCACCAGUCUAACUCAUGUUAGCGCGGUUGAAUUCAAGGGGAUUCAUCGGUUGGACCAUGCGGAUUCACCAGCCCAACUCAACAAGUAUGAUUUACCAAUUACAUAAAUAUCAUCUUUAAUUAACCCUUGGUAGAUUUUAGUUUUAAACUCAAUUACAUA